Ylistrum balloti is the source of this 795-nucleotide messenger RNA. RefSeq lists its product as uncharacterized. Lineage: Eukaryota; Metazoa; Mollusca; Bivalvia; Pectinida; Pectinidae. The record is from RefSeq and is a predicted model, not a curated record. The transcript is spliced from 5 exons. Bases 1 to 795 code for a protein of 264 amino acids.
AUGGCCACAUGUGCAGUAGGUAUACCUAACAAAGGUUUGAGAUCUAGACCUGAGCAGCCACAUUAUGUGAUCCCUGCCAAGCGUAGUAUUGAUAAACUACUUGAGGAACAGCAUGCAUUAACUGUACAGAUCACCAACAUACAGAAGGAUGAUGAUCCAUGCAAGCCACGUACAGUGACAUUGCAGCCACCAGCUCAUCGCCACCAGAAACAGAGGCAUGUCAGCUUCAAGGAGCCCCUUGAGACUGUUUCCAUCAUUGCUGAGUCAGAUGAGCUAGAUGUGACUACUACUAAACGAGAGAAGUUUCGCCAUCUUUCUGGGGACUCUGGUAUUGGAUCAAUCACCCUCGAUACGUGUGUUGAAGACAGCAUCGCCUCAAGACUUACCAGUGAUGUUGCCCAUUAUCCUGACAACCAAAGGAAUCUGCUUACCAAGGCUUACACAGAUAUGUCCUCCUUGACUGAAAAAGAAAAGAAGAGAGUACUGAAGAUACUGCUUGUCCAGGUUUGGAAGAAUGAAGGAUUCGAGGAGAAAGCUGCUUACACCUGCUCAUGUCUCAUACAGAGAGAGGUGGAUGCUGAACAGGACAUCUCAUUCUGUAGGGUGGUGGAGACUAGUUGUUCUGGACUCAUCCAAGACUCAGCUACACUGAAAGACCAGUUUCAUCAAUGGGAGAAGUUCAUCACCUUUCUGCACCAUCUGUCCAGUAACAUGAAAUCAACAGAACUCCACAACCGUCUCCAGUGUCUUGUGUCCCAUGCUCUCAAUGUUACCCUGGCCCUCCUUAAGGUGUGA